AAAAUUGCAACAACUGACCGGUUCGUUAGGAAAGGUCUGUGUUGAAAAUGUUGACAGACUAACAAUGGGAUCUCAUCCAACUUCAUCUUUUGAUGUAGUGUUAUCUGGAGUGAUUUUCCCCCAGUCAAUAAGUCACACCACAGAAUUGCUUGGAGAGUUUUUAAGAUUGGUGAAACAAGGGGGAAGAAUUAUCUUGCAAGAAGCAACAGUACGAAACACAAAUGGAACACACCUGAGAACAGUAGAAAAAUUACAAUCUGAUUUAAAAAUUACUGGUUUGAUAAAUAUACAAGAAGCCAAACGUGUUUCACUGACAGAUGUGGAGAUGCAAACACUAAAGGAUUUACUUAACAUAGCUAUAAAUGUUAAUGUUGUCGAAAUUCAGUGCCAAAAGCCAAAUUUUGAGGUGGGUUCAUCAUCAAAGUUAUUAUUUACUGAACAGAAACGUCAAGUAAAACCUUCAGCCAACAUAGCUGCUGUAUGGAAACUGGAUGACACUAUAGAUGAUGAUAUAGAGACAAUUGAUGAAAAUAAUUUAUUGGAUGAAGAAGAUAUCAAAAAGCCAGACCCAGCUUCUCUCAGAGUAUGCGGGACGACAGGCAAAAGGAGAGCUUGCAAAAACUGUUCCUGUGGCCUUGCGGAGGAAUUGUCUGCCGAAGGGAAAGCAGUAGCUGUACAGCCAACACAGACUAAAACUUCAGCGUGUGGCAAUUGCUACUUGGGAGAUGCUUUCCGCUGCGCAAGUUGCCCGUACCUUGGCAUGCCUGCAUUUAAACCAGGAGAGAAAAUUCAACUAAGUGAUCAGCAACUGAAAGCAGACGUUUAGGAUUAGAAAUAAAAUGCUAGUGUUGUCUAUUCAUAAAUGUUUAAAAUUGACUAACCAUUUGGGUCCCUGUGAAAUGUGUUUUGUAAUAAACCUAUUGCAAAAAGAGUUUGAAACAGUUAAUAUAAGAUGAUUUAAAAGUUUUCAGGAGAUGCAAGGAACUGUCUCUCACAGAGUACAAUGUGUGUCUUAAUACAUUUUGUAUGUCAUUAAAGCUGUUUUAGAGUUACAUCAGUACUGUUUAAGUGAUAUUAAUUUAGAUGGUGGAUUUGGGCUCAUCUCUUGAUGAAUUAUAUGAGUGGCCUGUACUUAAACAUUAAUAAUGGCAAAUAACUUUAUUAUAGUUAUACAAAAAUUUAUUAAUUUUUAACGCACAUUUAUAUGAAAACACUGUAUACGAUGUACAGGAAAAUAUUGAUGUUUUAAUAUAAAUAGAAGGCCUAGAAGACAUGUUGUCAGUUCUUAUUAAUGCCACAAACUGUUUUUUUUUCUGAAUAGAUCCACCUUCUCAAACAGUACAUGCUCAUGCCAAAAAUGUAUGCUGGCUUAGACAGUGAUGUUGAGCCCUUCUGCUAACUGAUUCAGUUAUCUUUAUUUGGUGUCUGUAUAAAUAUUGAACAGCAGAACAGUA
Messenger RNA from Zootermopsis nevadensis, 1454 nucleotides. It is a transcript of the gene CIAPIN1, whose product is annotated as cytokine induced apoptosis inhibitor 1. Gene Ontology annotation, molecular function: iron-sulfur cluster binding. NCBI's taxonomy places the organism in Eukaryota, Metazoa, Arthropoda, Insecta, Blattodea, Termopsidae. Gene Ontology annotation, biological process: iron-sulfur cluster assembly. The record is from RefSeq and is a predicted model, not a curated record. Gene Ontology annotation, cellular component: cytoplasm.